Molecule: messenger RNA, 6728 nt
Organism: Linum trigynum
Lineage: Eukaryota; Viridiplantae; Streptophyta; Magnoliopsida; Malpighiales; Linaceae
Source: the annotation of a GenBank genome assembly
UCAUAUUAUAAAGGAGAAGGAUGUGUCUAACGACUACGGUCACGAUUAAAUCUUGGCGUGUCGUGUUCAGAGAAGGAUGUGUCUCACGGCUUAGGUGGUGCAAUCUUGGAGGAGAUCCGAUUGGCGGUGUCUUCUUCUCAGCUUUUCUCGCGCACUUUUACUCCUUACAAGUCUGACCAAGCUGGCUAUUAAAUGGCGAACAAUACUCUUUCAUCGACACAGUUCAACUAUUUGUCGACUAUCGCGUUUGGUUGCUUACUAUUCUUUCACUUUUUAUCUACAAUUAUCUAUAAAAAAAAGAAUAAAGUUGAAUGAGUUGUUUGUUAAAAAGGUCCAAAACAAGGGCCAAAUAGAAAAGGAUCACUAACGCGAGAAAUAAAGUUUAGGGGGCAAAGUGAAGUUUCUCAAAAUUUUCAGGUCAUAGCAAAAUCCCAAUCUCCAUUCUCUCCAUUUUGCAGUUCUCUUUCCAUCUUGCUUCAAAAACCAGUUCGUCGCUUUCCCGCGGAUUCUCCCCUUCUUCGGCUUCCAAUUGGGUCGCCCUAAUUCCGCAAAUCGCUUCUGGGUACUCGCGACAUCAAAUCAGAGAUCCAUUUCCGUCUGAAUUCGCCUAUUCGUCGGUCGCAGAAACUCGAAUUCAGUUGCUUCUUAAGCUCCCAUGGCUGCGGACAGCAACUGACCAACGUCGCGGCUACCUUCAGAAAAGGGAGUCAAUCCCUUAACGUAUACCCGAGUUCCAUUUACACUCGGUAACUCUUCUUCUUCAAUUAUUGCUUUCCUUUUGGGAUUCUGUUUUCACGUUCUCCGUGCGGAGAGUGAUUUGGUCGCCAUGCGGCCUGUUCUAGGGUUUAGCUGAUUCAUUCCCACCUUGGCCUGGUUAGUUGACAAUGGUAGGAUAUCUGAGGGAUUGAUACAAAAGGGUAUGAUAUGUUAACUCUACGAGAAGAUGAGGAAAUGGCACCUACUGUGGAUCAGGUACCAAUUGAAGAUGGUGACUGUACUGGUUCUCCCAAAAGGGCCGUUCUUCCAUUGUUUGACGCUGCUGGUCCAGACUUUGAGCCAAGCAAUGGGAUCGAGUUCGACUCACAUGAAGCAGCCUAUACAUUUUAUCAAGAGUAUGCGAAAUCUAUGGGGUUCACCACGUCAAUUAAGAAUAGUAGAAGGUCCAAGAAAUCGAAGGAGUUCAUUGAUGCUAAGUUCGCCUGUUCAAGGUAUGGAGUUACUCCGGAAUCAGAAAGUGGGAACAGUAGGCGGUCAAGUAUGAAGAAGACGGAUUGCAAAGCCAGCAUGCAUGUUAAGAGAAGGGCAGGAGAUGGUAAAUGGAUUAUUCAUGAAUUUGUUAAGGAGCAUAAUCAUGAGCUUUUGCCAGCUCUAGCUUAUCAUUUCAGAAUUCAUCGGAAUGUUAAGUUAGCGGAAAAGAACAACAUUGACAUCUUGCAUGCAGUGAGUGAAAGAACAAGGAAGAUGUAUGUUGAGAUGACUAGGCAAUCUGGUGGGUAUCGAAAUUUCAGCGAUUUCCAGAUUGAAAUGAAUGGAGAGUCUGAGCAAGGAGGUCGUCACUUGGCUUUGGAUGAGGGAGAUGCCCAGGUACUACUUGAAUAUUUCAAGCGUGUCAAAAGGGAGAACACAAACUUCUUCUACGCGAUAGAUUUGAACGAGGAGCAGCGUCUGAGAAACUUGUUCUGGGUUGAUGGGAAAGUUCGGAAUGAUUACACCAGUUUUAAUGAUGCUGUUUCUUUUGAGACGUUCUAUGUAAAAUAUCAUGAGAAGUUGCCAUUUGCCCCCUUUGUUGGGGUGAACCAUCAUUCUCAGCCAAUAUUACUUGGGUGUGCAUUAAUCGCAGAUGAAUCAAGAUCAACAUUUGGAUGGUUGUUGAGAACAUGGCUUAGGGCAAUGGGUGGAAAAUCACCGAAAGUUAUAGUCACUGACCUCGGCAAAAACUUAAAGGCAGCUAUUGAGGAAGUCUUACCCAGUACCCGUCAUUGCUUUUCUCUAUGCCAUAUACUGGAAAAGGUCCCUGAAGCUCUGUCUCUUGUGAUAAAGAAGAAUGAGAAGUUCUUAUCAAAAUUCAAGAAGUGCAUAUUUAAAUCAUGGACAGAGGAACAGUUUGAUAUGAGGUGGUGGAAGAUGGUCAGCAGAUUUGAGCUACAAGAAGAUGAGUGGAUCCGAAAUUUGUAUGAUGAUCGUAAGCGUUGGGUGCCUACGUAUGUUGGUGAUACUUUUCUAGCUGGGCUAUCUGCAACUCAACGUAGCGAAACUAUUAAUUAUUUCCUUGAUAAGUAUAUUUCCAGGAAAAUGACCCUGAAAGAGUUCAUGAAGCAAUAUGGAACAAUUCUUCAAAAUAGAUAUGAAGAAGAAUCUAUUGCGGACUUCGAUACCUUGCAUAAACUACCUGCCUUGAAAUCUCCAUCUCCUUGGGAACGACAAAUGUCGACAGUUUACACACAUACGAUAUUCAAGAAGUUUCAAGUAGAGGUUUUGGGUGUGGUUGGUUGCCAUCCUAAAAGGGAAGGUGAAGAUGGAAGCACGGUGACAUACAGAGUUCAGGACUGCGAGAAGGAUGAAAGUUUCUUGGUCUUGUGGAAUCAAACAAACUUGGAAGUUUCUUGUAUGUGCCACUUGUUCGAGUACAAGGGUUUCCUUUGUAGACAUGCAUUGAUUGUUCUCCAAAUAUGUGGUCUCUCAAGCAUUCCUCCUCGAUACAUUUUGAAACGGUGGACCAAAGAUGCGAAGACCAGGGAACAAACGGAAGGAGGAGAGCAUCUGAUAACUAGGGCGCAUCGCUAUAAUGAACUAUGCAAGUUAGCCAUUGAGAUGAGUGAGGAAGGGUCGCUAUCAGAGGAGAGUUUUACCAUUGCUUACAGAACUCUAGUAGAGACUUUGAAGAAUUGUGUGAAUACAAAUAAUUGUAAUAAUAGUGCAUUUGAAUUUAGUGGCAAUGCUCAAGCCCCUCAUGAAGUAGAGGUAAACCAUGUAAAUGUUUCUACCAAGCCAAGUAAGAAGAAGAAUCCUAUCAGAAAAAGGAAGGUACAAUCGGAUUCAGAAGCUAUGGUCAUGGAGGCACAAGAUGAGAUGCAGCAAACUGAAACUCUAAGUUCGGAUGGGGUUCCACUUAAUGGUUAUUUUGUUGCUCAACAGGUACAACUAAACUUGAUGGAUCCGCCUCCAGAUGCUUAUUUUGUCAGUCAGCCAAGCAUGCAGACACUGGGACCACUAAAUUCAAUACCCUUGAGCAGUGAUGGAUAUUUUACCGGACACGGUCUGGGCUCAUUUGAUUUCCGGAAUCCAAGUGCUUUCAGCUACAGCUUGCAGGAUGAUUCUCAUUUGAGAUCUUCUUCACAGUUGCAUGGAAGCUCUUCAAGACAUGCAUAAUGGAUCAGAGAUAUGUCCAGAUGCUAACUGGUUCCCUAGUUUAUUGACUUGUUACCUGAAUUUCAACUGUUAAUUGUUUAAUUAACUGGUGGAAAUAGGUCCUUUGUAAGGUAAUUUAAUCAUUUAGUACCUCUGAUCGUAGAUAUUGAACACUUAACACCCUUAGGACAUCAAUCAACUGAGUUAUCCUGUGCAUAAGGUUGUCAUUGUUGUCAGCGAUCACGUCUCUGUAAAAACUCCGACCCUUGUGAUGUUUUCAUGAAUUCGUUUUCUCUGUAGUAAGAAAGAAAUCUGGGAAGAGAAAUUUGUAGCAUCGCUUGCAAGUAGCAGGUGAAGCUGGAAGAGAAAUCCGACAUCCUGGAGAAGCAGAUAUCGUUGAUUUACAGCUCCAUCUGAUUCAUGUGUUCUGUAGAAUGUAGAUUAAUCUUUUGUGAUGUAUACAUGUGGUCAUCCAGUUCAUUAAAUGUAUCUUACAUGUGAUUAACAUGUGAAUCUGCCUCACCAUGUUCUAACUCGUAAUUAACUGUGCAAGUGCUACUUUCAUAUCUCAACUAAUUUGACUUCAUUUGUAGAUUUCAUAUUUGUUUCCUUUGAGAAGAGAACACAGAUUUCAAGAAAGGAAAAAGGACUCGCAACAAACAUUAGGUAGUGGAAUUUAGUUUUUUUGUUUUUGUCUAUUCCUAUAAUGGUCAAUUACAUACAAGUUCAACGAAGUUUCAAAAUCAAUAAAUCAUCCAAUUUUGAGUUUUGGACAAAGUUGUCUCCCAAGUUUGAGAUUGAUAAACAUAAUACUUGCUUCAUCCAUUUUCCUCUUGAUUAUGGUCAAGAUUAGAGUGUCAAAUCAUCCAAUUUAAUUGCAAAAAGGGUUGCAUGAACUCUUUGAGAAGUUACUCCUAUAGUGAACUAUGAUGAUUACCAAUAAUGUGAACUCAAAUAGGGCAGUGAAUUGGGUUUUAUUUGAUCAGACUAAACUUCAAAUUAGUCGUUUAUACUAGUUAGUCAUAGCUAUUAUUGAUUUCAUUUAGUGAACACACAAUUAAUUACAACUUGGACAACAAAAUUCCGCGUAAAUAGACGGUUAGUUGUUAUGUUAGAUAUUCUUCGAACUUUAUCCACAAACUUAUCGAAAAUGAAAGUUCAGUGAUCCAUUUUGUUAUGGCUUUAAAGUUUGAAGACCAUUUGUGUAUUUAUGUAUGGUUGACCCAAUUUCUGUAUAAUGCCAGUCUCUCUCAACUUACUUUCUCUGUUUCUUUCUGGCUGUCAAAAACCUUCUCUUUUGUCAGUUUUUGGGAAAAUAUUCUCUGGCUUCAACUUCAACAGUUUCUUCUCCACCAUUUUCCUUUCUUAAGGAUUUCUUCUGGUCUCUCUCUAUCUGUUGUUGGUCUGCCCCCCCGGCUGGAGCUUUUCUCCAUUUCUGUAGGGGGACAUGUAGAGCUUUCGUUUCAGCUUCACACCGUCUCUGCAUUUUGCCUUGCGAAAAAUUUCCGUUUCUUUUCUCUCAUUUUCUCAUUAAUGCUGACAAAACGAGAGACUAAGUAAAACCCACUUCCCCAUUCUCCAUCCGUUUUGGGGUUUAUUGGUUUCAGACUGCACAGAAUAGAAAGUUCAGUUCUUUCUGUUCUUUGCUUCCAUUUUUGUCUCCUAGGACAGUUCCUUUGGUUUUUAGGGUUUUGGAGCUUUUCUAAGCUCUGGUAUUGAGCAAUUAUGGUGAGGAAGCAUGGAUGGCAAUUGCCAGCACACACGUUUCAGGUACUGAAAUUUUCUUUGCUUCUCUCAUUUCUUCACAAGUUAAGAAUUUUCUCGUUCAUUUUCAGUUUCCAUUGGAUUCCUUUUCCUUCUUUCCAGUGUUGGGUUUGCCUUUGACGAGCUUUGUUAAAAUUGUAUUCAUUUGCUUUCGAUCAUGGUUAGGCAGGUCAAUUCAGUUGUCCUGUCUUCUCUCCGCCCUCUGGAAUGAGGCUGAUUGCUAGGAAUGCCAUUUAAGAGGAAACAUGGAUGAUAUCAAGUAGCAGCAGAGCAGGAUUCCUGGGUUUCUAGUUGUCUUAUUUUCUUGCCGCGCCUUCUGUUUAGGAAAGAAGUAGAUUUUGGGGGUUUUUUUCCCCCUUAUGGAGGUGUUGAUUGCAGAUGGGCUUUUGUUUUUGGGGCUCGUUCCCAAUAUUAACCUUGGCCCAAGAUUAGCAGAAAAGUAUUGUAUUUGCGUAUACAAUAAUCUAAUCUACAACCCAAUCAUCAAAAUAUUGGCUCUUUUUCCUUUAUUUAUUUGUUGGGUUUUUUUUUUGUCAAAAAUAUUCUUAUCAGGGAAUAGUUAGAUACGAAUUGAAAACACAUCAGUAAUAAUACAUAUAAGAGAAAGAAACGGCUAUCAACGAUUAGUUGAAUUAUCAAAAAGAAAACUUUUUUUCGUCAUGCAACGGACAUUUUUUUUAUACAUAUACGGAAUGAACAAUAUCCAUGACUUUUACCAUACAAUAGUGAAAAUUUUGGAACUAACCAUACUGAAGCAUAGAAGCAAAUCAUUGCUACUAAGGGAAGUCCUUGAAAAUAUAAUCUCUGCUCCUUUUCGGCAUAGGACUAAUCACAUUAAUGUUGAUGAAACUAAUUGCAUUUUCAGUCUCAUCAUUUUUAACAAACAAGAGAAUAAUUUAUUUAUUGGUUGAAUUAUGUUAUCCUUUAUUAAUUACUAGCUUGUAACCCGACCCGUUGGUCGGAGGAGCUGAGCGGAAUAUUGAAUUAUUGGGAUAACCCGUAGAUUCAACCAUUAAGCUAAAUUGGUCUAAUGGUGAGUACCGCCUAGCAUAUCCCUAAUAAUCAUACCAAAGUGAAUAUAUUGGAACAUAAACAGUACAUCAAAAGUUGGUACAACCAUGAAGUUAGACCAUUAAAAACAUACCAAUGAAAUUGAAUAGCAUCGAAAAACUUCAACUUCAUUAUAUAAUUACAUGAGAUCAGAAAGAGAACACCAUUAAUUUGAUUUAUAAAACUUUCAUCUUGUCGUCAUUGUGCUUUCUGGUUUUUGUCAGGCCAUGAUAAAAUCUAAGGAAAUCAAGAACGAACAACACGAUUUGGGAUAGGAACCGCCGUUGUCGUAUUCCUAGAGAAUGGUGGUAAACACGGACUCACCUGCCAAACUGGUUUGGAUUGAGAUUUUUAUCAGGUAUCAGGGAACCAUGUGAUUAUAAAUUAGACUUGAUCAAAACGGGCCAAAACUUAAAAUUCAGCCUGUUUGACCGACCCAUGCAAAAUUCUAAUUAUUCGUUACUUUUAAACUUUCUAUUUGAAAAUAAAAAAUAGUGAAAGAAAAUAGAUGACUGCAAUUCGCCAUUUGCACAUCACUUAUUCGGGAAUAAAACCAUAGAAAUUCA